AUGGAUGCCGUUGACAUACCCAAUCUUGCCGCGGUGCAGCUCAAUGACCCGACGCCAUUGCCAGAUGCAGCUCAAACGGAAGCCCAGGUGGACCAUCAUGGGGUCACUCCGGUGUCGGAAAUCGAGCCCCCACGUAAGCGUCAGAGGACAGCCAAUGUACUCGAAGCACCGGACUCGACGUCCGCUCUCAUGUCAGGAAGCACCACCGAGAGCAUGCUAGGUGCCGAGCCUAAGACGGGCGCGGGAUUACUGCCUGAGCCCGUCAGGGACGAGGCGUACUACAUCGACUGCGCCGACUGUGUCAUCAGGGUAGAGAAUACGCUCUUCCGGGUGCACCGCUUCCUCCUCGCGCGGGACGGUUCCGCGUUCCAGGACAUGUUCACCCUCCCGCCGCCGACGGCGGGCGGGGAGGGGGCCAGCGACGCACACCCGAUCGUCCUCUGGGACGAGCGCGCGUCGGACUUUCGGUUGCUAGUGUCCGUGCUAUAUGCUCUCCCAUCCGAGCUGCAAGCAUACACCGCACCCGGGGCGUCCCUCCCCCGCCUGCUCACGCUCGUGCACAUGACGCACAAGUACCACUUCCUCACGACGGAGGCGUGGGCGCUCGCGGCGCUGCACGGCGCGUUCCAGCAGGCGGUCGCGCAGCAGCAGCAGCAGCGCGCGCUGACGUCGCGCACGCUCAGCCGCACGCUGGACGUGGCGCUGCGCGCGGACCACACGCGCCUGGUGGUGGGCGCGGCGGAGGCGUGGACCGCGCGCGUGCGCACGCGCGCGCUGCCCGCGGCGUGCGCCCUCGCGUUCGUCGACGCGCACCCGUACGCCGGCUGGGCACCCCCGCAAUCGGUCGGUGAGGGGGUAGGGGCCGACGUCGCGCGCGCGCUGUGGGCGUUCCGCAGCGCCGCGCAUUAUGUUGCGCUCAUGGAGGUGCAGACGGAUUUUACGCUGCCCGGCCCGCCCGCCGCGCCCUCCUCGCCCGCCAGCAUCGCUCCUCCUGCGCUGUCCUCCGCCCCGCCGGACGCCCGGAUACACGCGGAGGACGCAGAAGAAGAGGACGGGCCCCCGCCGGUGCUGACGCCGGAGCAGAAACGGCGGCUGCUGUCGGGGCACUUUGCGCUCGCGCGGCGGUGGGCGGCGCUGUGCGCGGGGGCGCCGCCGGGGUUCGCGCGGCCGGAGGGGUGCACGUACCACGUGCGCGGGUGCGUGGAGACGUGGGCGGGGGCGUGGCGCGACGCGCUGGGUGCGGCGGGCGGGAGCGGGGACGCGGCGGACGUGCUGGGGCGGCUGGGUGCGGUGGAGCGCGCGGUGGAGGGGAGUGCGGAGGUGAGGGUCGGGCUGACGCCUGCGUGUCGGCGGGAGGCGCUUGGGGCGCUGCGGCGGUGGCGGGGGGAGGUGGAGGAGUGGGUUGGAGGGUGCUACUCGCCGAUAGUCGAGCACGGUUCUCUGCCGAAGACCCCGGGCGGAUCUGUGAGCAAGCGUCACGUUGACACCCCGGAGCAUAUGGACGACGGACCGCAGGAACUCGAAGGGCGUCGUCGGCUGUAUGACGCGGCUCUCCACGCCGCGCAGGCGUCCAUCGCGCUCUAA
Molecule: messenger RNA, 1584 nt
Organism: Sparassis crispa
Lineage: Eukaryota; Fungi; Basidiomycota; Agaricomycetes; Polyporales; Sparassidaceae
Exons: 4
Coding region: 1-1584 (527 amino acids)
Molecular function (GO): protein binding
Source: RefSeq, a predicted model, not a curated record